AAAAGAUUAUAUGUGGUCAGAGAAUUUUCAGAUUUUAUUAGAAUUUCAUUCGAACAAGCAAGGGAAAGUUUAUUAAGAUUUGUAGGAGAUGUUGUAAAUGAUCAUGAACCAGUUAUUAGACAAGCAUUGGUUGAACAAAUACCACUUAUUGGGGAAUGUUAUAUUGAAUUUGGGGAUGAAGAUGGAUAUCAAAAAGUAUUAAAAGUAUUACUACCAAUAGUAGCACAAUUAACAACCGAUAGAAACCCACAAGUUAGAAUGUCAGCUGUUGAAUCACUUCAAGAAAUGGCAAAGUUAAUUAAACAUCAAGAUUUAGAGGUUCAUUUAAUUCCAUUCAUUAAAUCUUUAGUAAAUGAUUCAACCGAUGAAGAACAUAGAGUCCAAGCUGCAAAUUUAUGCCAUAAUUUAGCACCAAUUAUUGGAGAGGAAUUAACCAAAAAUAUUUUCUUACCAUUUAUUGUUAAAUUAGCAAAUGAUUUAUCAUUCAGAGUUAGAAAAGCAAUUGCAUUAAAUUUAGGUAACAUUUGUGAAACCAUUGGUGAAAAAGAUACAACCGAAUUAUUAUUACCAAUUUAUAUUCAAUUAACUAAAGAUGAAAUGUGGGCAGUUAGAAAAGGAUGUGCUGAAGUUUUAAUUUCAGUUAGUAAAAAUAUUUCACCAAUUGAAAGAUAUUCUAAAUUAAUUCCAAUUUUUGAAGAGUUUGUUAGUGAAGAUCCAUCAAGAUGGGUUAAUAAUACAGCUUUUCAAAAUUUAGGACCAUUUAUUGCAACAUUUGAAGGAUCACAAAUAACUCCAAAACUUUUACAAUAUUAUACUGAUAUGAUCAAUCCAUCAAGUAUUAAAUUCCCAGACAGCGAUUUAGUCACCCAUUGUGCAUUUAAUUUCCCCGCUGUACUUUACACUGUUGGUGCUUCAAGAUGGUCUGAAUUAAAAGAUACUUAUUUAUCAUUAGUUAAAGAUACAAAUUGGAAAGUCAGAAGAACUCUUUCACAUUCAAUUCAUGAAAUUGCAUGUAUUUUAGGACCUGCUGAAACCAAAGCCUCAUUAUUACCAUGUUUUAAUUUAUUCCUUCAAGAUUUAGAUGAGGUCAGAGUAGGUGUUAUUAGAAACUUUGGUCAAUUCCUUAAAUCAUUAGAAUCUACCCAAAGAGACUCCUAUAUUGCCACUAUUCAAGUUUUUGUUAAUGAUCCAAACAAAUGGAGAUUCAGAAAAUUAAUAUCAAAACAAAUAGGUGAAAUGUGCAGUUUAUUUAAUCUUAAAACGAAUUUAACUCAAUUAGCACCAAUUCUUAUAACUUUAUUAAAUGAUCCAGUCGCCAAAGUUAGA
Dictyostelium purpureum is the source of this 1326-nucleotide messenger RNA. RefSeq lists its product as uncharacterized. The transcript is spliced from 6 exons. Gene Ontology annotation, molecular function: protein phosphatase regulator activity; protein binding. The annotation marks the transcript as partial. Gene Ontology annotation, biological process: protein dephosphorylation. Lineage: Eukaryota; Evosea; Eumycetozoa; Dictyosteliales; Dictyosteliaceae. The record is from RefSeq and is a predicted model, not a curated record.